Messenger RNA from Lingula anatina, 723 nucleotides. RefSeq lists its product as uncharacterized. Lineage: Eukaryota; Metazoa; Brachiopoda; Lingulata; Lingulida; Lingulidae. The record is from RefSeq and is a predicted model, not a curated record. Gene Ontology annotation, cellular component: membrane.
AUGACAGUGGUGCCACCUAUCGCCGUCAUCCAUCAUGACAAGGAAAACAGAACCUUGGUAACCGGGUUUGAAGGCAGAGGCGCAUACAGUUAUGACGUGUCAUACGCCAGUAGCAGUCAGCGCAUCCGGGCACUGAUGGCCAGAUCUGGACCCUGUCACCAACAGCUGAAGUACGAAUGUCGGGGCGCGGUCAUUAAAACUUCAUUGAACGGCAGCAGAACGCUUUCUUAUUGGAUAGCUAACGGACAGAAAGUGACGUCAUACUGGCCCGGAGGGAAUGCGCAGUUGGGUGGAUGUGCAUGUUACCAGACCAAAAGCUGCGCAGGAGGAAAGAAGUGUAACUGUGACAUGAAUGAUCAAGUCUGGAGAGAAGACAGCGGCCUGGUGACAGACAAGGACGUUCUUCCUAUCACCGGGUUGAGAAUUGCGGGUGUCACUUUCCCAAAUACAGCCACCACCACAUCGAACACAACGACCACACCGACCACAACGACACCAACCACAACGACCACACGGACCACACCGACCACACCGAGCACACGGACCACACCGACCACACGGACCACAACGACACCAACCACAACGACCACACGGACCACACCGAUCACACCGAGCACACGGACCACAACGAUCACACCGAACACAACAACCACCGUUGCAGUAAGUCAUACUAGAACACAUACAGAACAAGUUGAUCUGCAGACUGACAUAUUCGUGGACUAA